AACCCUUUGAUUUGAAGUUCUGAGCACAUACAAAUGUCGGGUUGUUGCGUGAAUGGAUGCCAGAAUCGCUUCUCUUCAAGCAGUGGGCUGAAACUAUACAGAAUUCCGAAGGGAGCACAUCCAUUUCAACAGAAUCGGAGGCGUCUGUGGCUGCAGGCCAUCAACAGGGUUGAUGAAAACUGGACAGAAAACACGAUCCGAAAUGCUCGAAUUUGUAGCGCCCAUUUUAUAUCAGGCGAGGUGUCAAUGGACUCCUCGAGUCCUGAUUUUGUGCCUUCUGUGUUUACGCACACAAAGCGAAGUCCAAACCCCCAUGCAAAGAUGGACAGGUAUCAACGGAAAAGGAGAAGGGAUGAAACGUCUUGCAUGCCAUCAAAUCAGCUGGAUGCUGCAGAGAACACAGAUCAGCAACCAUCAUUGGCUCACCAUGCCGCUAACGAGGACCUCCCUGUUCCAAGGAGUGAAAAUGAUGGCCUACAACAAAGAUGUGCUGGGCUUCAUAAAAACCAUGUCGACCUGCAGCUGGAGUUUGAAAAACUUAAGGCAGAAAAUUCUCUUAGGAGCUCAUCAUCACCAGGAAAGCUGUAUAAGCAUUGGAUUGACGGGACCGAAGGAAGCAGCGCGUCGUACGUGGAGCUGCCUGCUGAAAUCGCCAUGAGUUACAAACCUAUUGCGCCUGCUCCAUCUGGCUCCAACCACACUCCGCCAGGCUCUUCAGUGCCCUCUCCAUCCCUCCCAUCAUCAUCCAACUUUAGGCCAGCUUUCAGUGACUUUGGUCCACCGUCUAUGGGCUUUGUUCAGCCGGUCAAAGUGUCCCAGGGGUCCACCUACAGUGAACUUCUGUCUGUCAUCGAGGAGAUGAGUCGUGAGAUCAGGCCUACGUAUGCUGGCAGCAAGAGUGCAAUGGAGAGGCUAAAGAGAGGUAUAAUCCACGCCCGUGCUCUGGUCAGGGAGUGUCUUGCAGAAACAGAGAGAAGCGCUCGAACAUAACCCUUCCUGAAUAAACAUCCCUUCACCGGACACUCUCCUCUUUUAGCAGCUCCUCAUCAUCCUUCUUAUUGGAUACUUUUUCAGCCAGCCUUCAUCCUUCCACCUCGUGCUUUUCUAGGAGCGCCACGUUACUGCAUUUCACCAAGUUCAUUAUAAUUUUUGCAACAUUUAGAUUUUGCGAAACAAAAUUUUGUACUUGUUCUGUGUAGAACUCACGUAAAAUGAGCAGCAGUGAGUGUUUGUGUAAUGAUGACGGGUGACUAAGAACGUCAGCUUUAUGACUCCUGUCCCUUUGUUUUUAUUUUUUUGUGUAAGCUCACAUUAAUUUCUCUCAUUCCCGAAAAACCUAUUUGCAUCUCAAGUCAGUUUGUUAAAGACAUUUUGUAAAACCAAUUUUUGCAGUUCAGUAUGUAUAUCUUAAUUAAAUAAGAAGAAAAUAA
Molecule: messenger RNA, 1430 nt
Organism: Nothobranchius furzeri (turquoise killifish)
Lineage: Eukaryota; Metazoa; Chordata; Actinopteri; Cyprinodontiformes; Nothobranchiidae
Gene: cdk2ap2
Product: cyclin dependent kinase 2 associated protein 2
Biological process (GO): regulation of microtubule cytoskeleton organization; negative regulation of G1/S transition of mitotic cell cycle
Cellular component (GO): nucleus; microtubule; cytoplasm
Source: RefSeq, a predicted model, not a curated record